Molecule: messenger RNA, 829 nt
Organism: Gaeumannomyces tritici R3-111a-1
Lineage: Eukaryota; Fungi; Ascomycota; Sordariomycetes; Magnaporthales; Magnaporthaceae
Exons: 4
Coding region: 1-669 (222 amino acids)
Source: RefSeq, a predicted model, not a curated record
AUGGAGCGUCCCGUCCACGUUACAUCCGCCCGUCCGCCGCCGCCGCCGCCGGCCGGGACCAAGUACGGCACCUGCAGGUCGCACAAGCCGUACCGCCGACGGAGCUCUUACCACCAGGCGCCGAGGCGGACGGCGAGCAAGAACCGGCCUCGGCCCGUGGUGGCCAGGAUCGCGGCCAUCCUGCUGGUCCUGGGCGCCCUCACUGUGGCCAGCCUCGCGCAGUACUCGCCCUUUGGCUGGCUGCUGGGGCAGGAGACUCCAACGCGCGCUGUUUCCAUGUCCGAGCCCUCUUCGCCUUUGGUCUCUGCGGUUGGGGGACAGGUUGGGGAGUUGAGGGUUCGGCAGUACAAUCUGAGCCUUGGGCAGAGAUGGGUCAACCCAGACGGCGGAGGCUGGUGGCCUCGCACCACUUGCAAUGGCCGGUUCUCCUGCCCUGUCUUGCACGCCGAGGAAGGAGAAAUACUCAGAAUCAGCUUACUUAACAAGCCAAUCUCUCAGGAGUAUCCGUUGGUCUGGUAUUGGAAAAGAGCUAUGAGCACCAGUUGCUGUAAGUCACAUACACCGGGCAUGCAGCCUCUGCACCAGCCGGUGGGCCCGCCCCUGGCUUUUUUGCCUUCUUUGCCUCUGGCUUCUUCGGUGCGGGGAGACGAUGGAUUCAAUCGAAGAUGAAGCUCAGAUCUGUCAUCCUGGCGUCCCAUGUUCCAGACUAUCCGAUCGUGAGGCACCAACCCCCGGACGUUUGCCUGGGCGUUAUUCGUUGUGCGCCUCCAUCUUCAUUGGAGACCUCUCCAGAGGGGGCUUUUGCCCAUAUAAAGGAGCUCAGUGGCUG